AUGUCAGCUUCCCCGGUCAAGCCCCGCAACAAUGACAAGCCGACGUGGGAGGAGGCAAUCCAGGUGACGCCCCUCGACUCCCACCGUUAUGCCGCGUUUCUACAGAGCGAAUGGUGCAUUGGGACAGUUCCCCACGGUGGCUAUACCACCGCCGUCCUCUACCGUCUCGCCACAACCCAUUUCGCUCAUACCCAUGCCUCUCGAUACAAUGCGCCGGCAACGCCCAUCUCAAUGCAGCUCCAAUUCCUGCGCCGCACGUCCGCCGGACCGGCCGUGAUGACCGUGCACGACACGAAGCUCGGCGCCCGAACCAGUACCAUCCACGUUACGUUAUCGCAGCCCCGCGAAAAGAAAGGGCCCGCCGCGGAGGGCAACGGCGGCGAUUUGGAGGCUAAAGUCACCGGAUACAUCACCGUCAGCCCGGCCACUGCCGAGGUGGGCCUCUCCGCGACCACCGGCUGGAGUCUGUCGCCCCCAGCGGCCCCCGGGUCCGGGGCGAACGGGCGCGUGGACUUGGCGACCCUGGCACGGACUGGCCGCGACGGCGAGUGGAGGCGCGUGGCCGCGCCCUUCCCCAAAUUCCGCCGUGCGACGCAGCAGGUCGAUCUGUACGGGCCGGACCCGGCCCUCGGGAGGCGGUCAGUAGUGGAUCAAUGGGCGCGAUUCCGGCCCAACGGUGACAGCGAGGCGCGGUGGACCAACGAGGCGGCGGUCUACCUGACCGACAUGUUUCCGAUGGCGCUGGACGGGCUCGACGCGAUGGCCUCGGAGGCGGCUUCGGCGGGCACACCAGGCACCCAUUGGUAUCCGACGGUCACGUUGAACAUUGACUUGAAGAAACGGCUGCCGCCUCAGGGGGUCGAGUGGCUCUACAGUCGAGUUCACGUGAAAGUCGUGCGGGACGGGCGAACCGAUAUCGACGUGGUGAUAUUGGAUGAACAGGGGGAGGUGGUGGCCUUGGGUACCCAGGUCGGACUGGUGUUGAGUGCCAGUCGCAACGUGGGGCAACGAUCAAAGAUGUAG
Molecule: messenger RNA, 1023 nt
Organism: Aspergillus melleus
Lineage: Eukaryota; Fungi; Ascomycota; Eurotiomycetes; Eurotiales; Aspergillaceae
Product: thioesterase family protein
Exons: 2
Coding region: 1-1023 (340 amino acids)
Source: RefSeq, a predicted model, not a curated record